Molecule: messenger RNA, 521 nt
Organism: Anopheles coustani
Lineage: Eukaryota; Metazoa; Arthropoda; Insecta; Diptera; Culicidae
Exons: 3
Coding region: 79-411 (110 amino acids)
Biological process (GO): cellular response to oxidative stress
Cellular component (GO): cytoplasm
Molecular function (GO): glutathione disulfide oxidoreductase activity
Source: RefSeq, a predicted model, not a curated record
GAAAGCAAAGGGAGGCACAUUACGCCAGAAGGUGUAAGAAGAAAAGUUAAGACUCGAUAGGCGCAGCAGCAUCAUCGAAUGGGAAUAGGCCGCAGUAUACCAGCAAACAUGAGUGGACCAGUAGCAGAAUUUGUUAAGAGCGCCAUCGCCAAGGAUAAGGUGGUAAUCUUCUCGAAGACCUACUGCCCCUACUGUACCAUGGCAAAGGAGCCCUUCAAGAAACUGAAUCAAGAGUACGCAUGCUACGAACUUGAUAAGCGCAACGAUGGUGAUGAAAUUCAAUCCGUUCUAGGAGAGUUGACCGGAGCCAAGACCGUUCCCCGUGUGUUCAUAAAUGGCAACUUUGUCGGUGGUGGCACGGACAUCAAAAAAAUGUUCGACGAUGGUCGGUUAGCGAAAAUGAUCGCUUAAGCUGCUCUCUCCUCAGCUUCCUAACGUAAAGUGUAAAAGCAUUUUAUUGUUUCUUUACUUUUCUGUUUUAAAUCGUUUUUUGAAUAAAUUAUCGAUUUGUUAUUGGAAAA